Molecule: messenger RNA, 816 nt
Organism: Penicillium cataractarum
Lineage: Eukaryota; Fungi; Ascomycota; Eurotiomycetes; Eurotiales; Aspergillaceae
Product: SWIB/MDM2 domain protein
Exons: 4
Biological process (GO): nucleolar large rRNA transcription by RNA polymerase I; transcription initiation at RNA polymerase I promoter
Cellular component (GO): RNA polymerase I upstream activating factor complex; nucleus
Molecular function (GO): RNA polymerase I cis-regulatory region sequence-specific DNA binding
Source: RefSeq, a predicted model, not a curated record
UCAUCCGAAAAGCGCGAUGAAUACUCAGGCAUCAUUGACUCGAUCCUCGCCAAGAGUGACCUCAAUACCGUCUCCGAGAAACGGAUUCGCAAGGGUCUCCAGGACGUCAUUGGUUAUGAUCUCACUCCACAAAAGGCUGAAGUCAAGCAGCUAAUCAUGGAACGAUUUGACAUCUUCGCGAGCAAUAAUGGCGUCCAUUCACCCGAAGAGACCUCCAGUAAUGGCCAUACACACGCCACCACUGCCGCUGCAGUACCUUCUCCACCCCAAUCCUCCUCGCCCGUGAAGCGUCAGGCACAUAGCGAAGAAGCAUCUGAGCCCGCUAGCGCCUCGCCGCCUCCAAAGAAGCGCAAGCCUGACGCCGAUGUUGACGCCGACGCCUUGUUCGCCGCGAAACUACAAGCGGAAGAGAAUAUGCGAGCACGACCCACAAGAGGCGCAAGCACACGCCGUGCUGCUCCAUCUAAGAAGAAGAGCAAGGCCAAGACCGCCAAACGCGUCAGGGCGGAGGAUGACUCGGACAUCGACUCGGGAUCGGAAACGAAAAAGGAGGUCAAUCGAACUGGUGGCUUCCACAAACCACUUAAUCUGUCUGCCCCUUUGUCUGCUCUCCUAGGUGGAGAGACUACACUGUCGCGCCCGCAGACUGUCAAAAAGGUAUGGCAAUACAUCCGUGAAAAAGAGCUGCAAGAUCCAAGCGAUCGACGCCAAAUCCGCUGCGACGACGCGAUGCGCGCUGUGUUUAAGCAGGAUCGGGUCCAUAUGUUCACCAUGACCAAGAUCCUCAAUCAGAAUUUGUAUAACCCAGACGAAUAG